Molecule: messenger RNA, 2613 nt
Organism: Trypanosoma theileri
Lineage: Eukaryota; Euglenozoa; Kinetoplastea; Trypanosomatida; Trypanosomatidae
Exons: 1
Coding region: 1-2613 (870 amino acids)
Source: RefSeq, a predicted model, not a curated record
AUGUUGCCUACCAAACUCGAGUGGUUGGUGGAGCGAUGUGGAAAACCGAUAUUUACAAGUAAUGAUGAUGUGCGUCGUGCAAUGACAGCCUUGUUGGAUUUAUCUGCAUACGUGGACCGUAAAGAGUCAAAGUCUAUUAUCACCUCAUUUAAACGAUUUUGCCGUAAAGAUCCCGACACCAUCGUUACCGUCAUGGAAGCUGUUCCCAUUGAUCCCGCAGAGUCCACACACGGAAGACGGGCUUCUCUGCUACUCCGCUCUCUUCCACGGCAGGGAUGUGAUGAUGUUAUUUGGGAACAGGCAAUUCAACUUUGUUUGGCUGGACUGAAGAGUAAAAAAUGGGAUUUACAUGAUUAUCGUAUUGCUCUUGCGCAUGCCAGUCGAUGGGGACGUCAUCCUUCUUCUUUUGCAGUUGCCACAGAAGAACUUGUGAAUGCACAUGUGAGAAGUGCAUCACAAACGGAACUUCCUAUUUUACUUGUCAUUUUAACUUCAUUACCAGAGUUAAAUCGAUCCCCUUCUUUACAGGCAGCUGCAGAACGUGUUGUCACACUUGCAGAGAUUUUAUCACCAGCAGCAAUUGGUCAAAUAUGUGCUUGUGUCAAUAAGGUUCAUUUUAGACAUAGCGCGAUGGCUAUAGCAUUACAGGAAGAAGCUAUUCGUUUUGCAGAAGAAAGUGAUUUAUUUAGUGCUGUACAAUUAUUUAGCUUUAUUUGUUAUCAAGAGAUGGAUGCGAUUAGUCCAGAUGCUGUUAAAUGUUUAGCAGAACGAAUAAUUGAAGGAAAAGAAUUAGAUCAAGAGACAGUUAUGAUAUUAUGUAGAGCUCUUAAAGCAAUUCCUCGUCAAAUACGACCUGAACUUUUAAGAGAAAUCUCAGAAAUGAUGGCAUUUUUAAGUUUAGAAGUAAAAGAAUUAUUAAAUUUAUCUAUAGAAGAAGGUGGUCUUAAAGGAGAAACUUCUGUAGAUAAUAUUCAAUCUUUUAUAUCAAGAUUUCUUGCUUUAGAUACACUACUUCCAUUAAAUGAUGAACGACCGAAUGAAUAUAUCUCCACGGUUAAACUAUGUGUAGAUUAUAUUACUGAUAAAUUAGAAGAUAUUGUUGCAGAUGAAAAUCCUCCUUUUUCAAUUAUACCAAGUCUUCUUAACGUCAAUAUGGAUGAAACUCGAAAUUGUGGUUUAUCUAUAAUGCGAGAAGCUGCUCAACAAGGUCUUCACUUUCCCACAUUACAGACAUUUCGUUUUCUAUUAAUUCUUGGAGAUCAUAAUAUGAAGGAUAAAUGUGUUUAUCGACAUCUUCGAAAUGAAUUUGCUAAAACAGCUUCUGGUAUUCCAAUGAUUCAACUUUGUGCCGCUUUAAAAUGUUUUGUAAGAGGUCUUGUACAGAAUCCAGAGGCUCAUUCUUUGGAAGAGCAAGUAGAUCAAGAAUUGGAAAAGGAAGAUAUGGAUACAUUUCUUCGUUUUUGUGUGGAAAAUUUACAACGAGGUUUUGCAGAUGGUAUGGAAGUAAAAUGUGUUUUAGCGGCUAUUGAAAGUUUAUAUCAACUUGGUUAUAAUGAUGCUGUCUUGUAUGAAAAAGUAGGAUGUUACUUGAAUACAAAAUGUUUAUCAGCAUCACCAUCUGUAAAUAGUAGUGAAGCUGCAGAUACCGUGUGUUUGGCAUUAGGUGAAGAUAUUCUUGAUAAAUACCCAAAUGUACACAAUUUUUUACUUGAGGUGGGUAAAAAUGGUAUCAAGGGAGAAUCUUCUUUACCUCCUACUGAAUGGAUGAAUAAAAAUGAUCCUGCUAAUUUUAUUUCUCCCUUAACAGAGUUACAACAGGAAGGGUGGAAUAUUAUUAAUCGUAUGGUGGCAACUCGAUCAGCUGAUAUAGAAACCUUAACCAAGUUAGCGAAAGAAUAUGUUUCUAUUCUCAAGUCAACUCGUGUUGAUGAUCUUAAAUAUUUUUUUGGAGUUUUUGAAGAAAAAGUAUUUAAACAAGAUAAGAUUUUGAAAGAAUGCCUUGAUUAUCUUGUGGAAAGCAAUAUGGCAGUUAAACUUUCGGCGACAAGUAUUGGAGCUAUGCUUCAUAGUCUCGCUGCAGUACGCUUUACUUAUCAUCGUAGUGUAAAACGAUUUAUGAUGGCUAUUAGUGGAGAACAAUGGAGUGAGAUGGAUGCUGCACCUUUAGUACAAAUUGUAUCAGGUAAGGCAAAACUCUCUCUACGUAUUCCACAAGUUUUAGCUCAUAUAGGGGAUCGUCUUGUAGAAGUAUAUACAUUUCUCUCUCCAAUGGAUACAGCAGUACUUAUUAAUGCACUUCAGUCACUUGGAUAUGGUAAUGAUGAAGUUAUGAUGAUGUUAAUGCGUCAUGCAGCAUCAAGUGCACGUCGCUGGGAUGAAGUGUCUCUCACAUUACUUUUUGGUUCAUCAAGUAUUCAUCGUCUACUUCGAACGGCAGAGGUGGCAACGCCGUUAUUGGAACAGGCAGUUGGUAAAACUUCUUCACCUCAUCUUCGUCAGAGAAUUGCAAUGUCACUGCGAAGGUCGGCACUUCCACGAGAACUUGUACAAUCCUCAACAACCUCAUUGACUGGAGGAAGUUCUGAAACUACUAAACCACUUCAGCUGACCUAA